UUGAGUUCUCAGCAGUUGACAUCUAAUAGUCGAAGAAAAAAACGUCAUUAUAUUCGUUAAUAAUGAACUUCCAUUAAUGGGGUCCAAAUCAGCAACUCGAGGUAUUGGUUCUCAGAAAAAAAUUGGGUCAAAGGACUUGAAAUUACCCAAACUCAGAACUGUAUCAGAAGAAGUGGUCAACAUUGUCGAGGCAGAACGAUCUCUCGAAAGUGAUAAAAGUACCGAUGAGGAAUUGUGCCGGACUGACUACAGGAAACAGUUAUACAAUACGUUUUUCAGUACUUUGAUGAACGAUAUUCUUUCAAAUCGGGAAACUCUGAGUGUGAGUCAAUCAGCUGUUGAAGACACUGGUAGUAUCAGUUGUGAAUAUGAUCCUCAAAUUAAAUCAAAUCUGAUUCCCUCAAUCGAUGGAUCCAACAGCGCUGUGGAAAAGUCUACCAAUCUGACAUCCUCCGUUCCAGAAAUGGUUCCUUUUCAGAACCGAAAUUUAUCGUCUUUCGAAAGGAUUACCAAUGUUCAAGAAGUGUCGCACACUACUGAAGUGAGUGUCGAAAAUGAAACAAAAACAGAGAGAAUAGAAUUUAAGAAUGGUAACAUUUAUGUAGGAGAGACUCUAGAAGAUUUGAUGCAUGGACAUGGNUUGCGUUCAUAA
Messenger RNA from Leptinotarsa decemlineata (Colorado potato beetle), 652 nucleotides. RefSeq lists its product as uncharacterized. NCBI's taxonomy places the organism in Eukaryota, Metazoa, Arthropoda, Insecta, Coleoptera, Chrysomelidae. The record is from RefSeq and is a predicted model, not a curated record.